Otolemur garnettii (small-eared galago) is the source of this 731-nucleotide messenger RNA. RefSeq names its product histone H3.1-like. The coding region runs from base 5 to 661 and encodes 218 amino acids. The transcript has 2 exons. Gene Ontology annotation, cellular component: nucleosome. Lineage: Eukaryota; Metazoa; Chordata; Mammalia; Primates; Galagidae. The record is from RefSeq and is a predicted model, not a curated record. Gene Ontology annotation, molecular function: structural constituent of chromatin; protein heterodimerization activity; DNA binding.
AGCUAUGGCGCGUACUAAGCAAACUGCUCGCAAAUCUACGGGCGGAAAAGCUCCGCGCAAGCAGCUUGCCACCAAGGCUGCCCGCAAGAGCGCGCCGGCAACUGGGGGCGUGAAGAAGCCUCACCGCUAUCGGCCAGGCACCGUAGCGUUGCGCGAGAUACGCCGCUACCAGAAAUCAACUGAGCUGCUUAUUCGUAAGCUGCCUUUCCAGCGCCUGGUGCGUGAAAUUGCGCAGGAUUUCAAAACGGAUCUCCGUUUCCAGAGCUCUGCUGUGAUGGCGCUGCAGGAAGCAUGCGAGGCCUACCUGGUGGGGCUUUUUGAGGACACAAAUUUCUGCUUUGUGCUCGGUAUGUCUGGCCGAGGGAAAGGUGGGAAGGGCCUGGGUAAAGGGGGCGCUAAACGCCAUCGUAAGGUCUUGCGGGACAAUAUCCAGGGUAUUACUAAGCCUGCCAUUCGUCGCCUUGCUCGUCGUGGGGGUGUCAAGCGCAUUUCCGGCCUUAUCUACGAGGAGACUCGGGGCGUGUUGAAAGUGUUUCUUGAAAACGUGAUUCGGGAUGCUGUCACCUACACUGAGCACGCCAAGCGCAAGACGGUCACAGCUAUGGAUGUUGUCUACGCGCUCAAACGUCAAGGUCGCACCCUGUACGGUUUCGGUGGCUAAUUCUCCCCCUUCCGGUUUCCUGCAUUUUUAAAUAAAGAAUUUGCAAAAGGGCCCUUUUCAGGGCCACCUA